AGUAUAUCAUGCCAGAGACUAUCUGCUGGAUUUUUUUUGAUUCUAAACACUCUUUGCACAAGUUAUCAAAGAAAAAAGUACUGCUUGUCUGUGGGUUUUCAUGCAGUAUUUUUCUUACUGCUGCCUUUGUGCAGCUUUGUGCAGGGCAACAUGUCAGAUUUCAAUUUGAAUACCCUGAUGCUGUCUGGUGGAGGGUAUAUGUACACUUCCAUGGAGUUUUCUGGUGCAGUGCAUCCUAUGUUUGUAGCUGCAUUUUCCUGCUGUCCUUGCUCCCCCUCCUUAUUGAUAGCUUAAUAGUGUUAGGACAUCACAAGUGUGGAACUGUAUUGCUGUUCUCAGCCAUGUAAUUCCUGGAUACUGAGAAACUACUGCUCCUCUUCAUUCCAGGAUGUAACCAAGGAGCGUUUGGAAACACUGCUCGAGAAGCAGCUUGCGUUGCUGCUUCACUGCACUUGUUCUGCACUGAGAAGAGAUCUUCAGUGAGUGUGCAUGUCAGUCUAGUAUGUUUUACAGGCAGCUGAGUCAUCCAUAUUUUCUGUUGCCCAGUAAAGUACACACAUGCUGUGGUGUCUGCAAUGUAGCUUAUGAUGUCACGAGAGAACUAAGAUAGGAGUUUUCUCACCUUUACUGACAUAUUGCUUAACUUCUGCCACAGGCAGAUGCCAGGAAAGUAAGACUUGGGACUCUAAUUCCUUUCUCAAUUCCUUACGUUUCUUGUGAGGAAAGGAGAAGAAAGCUUUCUUUCUUCAAGCAUGAUAAUGUGUUUACAGAUCAUAAGUUACAUUUUAAUUUUCAUUUUAAAAUAUAUUUUUCUGAAAGGCUACUCAUAGGCACGUACUUUUUUUUAGAAUUAGAAGCUAUGGUUUUUUCAAGAAUUUAUAAUAAAAUACAUGUAUCUGGAGAAUUCUUGAGGCUCACUACGUAGGCUUGAUUUUAGUAAACAAUUUGAUGCUUGUACCUAGCCAACCCCCACAUGGGUUUUGAAAUUUUGUCCAUUUUAUGAGUUCUCAAUCAUUUUUCAAGUCAGCAAACAGUAUUUAUUGGAAGUGGAGAAAUCAAGAUUUCAGAAAUUCUAAGUCCUAGCGCACGGCCCUGCUUUAUAGGCAUAUUCUAAACACCCAUGUCUGUAAGUCAUCUUCAGCUCUAUCGGUGUGAAUAUGCAGCAUGUAUUAAUGCAAACAUUUAUGGUGCAGAAGAUUACAUAUUUUCUUCUUCAGUGUCAGACUUUAUUACAAGAAAGUAAUACUUUGGGGUGAAAGAGUAACCAAUCUGUAGUUCAUUAUGUAUAAGUACAGUUUUAGGAUUGUUUUCUGACCAGUAGACUCAGUUUUGAGAAGCAAUUGCGCACUAAUAUGAGAGUGAGCUGACAGCAAAACUACAUUUUGGCUUCCAUUAAUUUUUUCUAACCGUGCCUAAUGUUUGCAUUUCGUUAGAAGUACAAACAUACUGCUCAUGAAAAUGAAGGUCUUAAUUGAUGGCACUGGGGAUUACUGCCUAGCCAUAGUAAAUAUACAGUUUGGACAAGAACUAUGUGUAUUUUCUUACAAUUUUCUCUGUAAAGACUGUAUUGAUUUGUGUCUUUAGUUCCCAAUCGUUCCCCUACCAGGAUUUUAAGGGCUGUCCCUCCAGUGUAUUGCUGUCUGCACCAGCUAUUUCCAUAAUUGCCAGAGCCAUGUACUUAAAUAUCUCUUAUAUAAUUUGCAUUUUCAGAUUUCACAAAGCCUUCUAGGCUUCUACUUCACCUGGAAAGGCUUUGCCUUUGCUUUAAAGGGGUUCUUCUAGGACUUGCAAUUUCUGUCAAAGUGUAUUUUCAGAACUUUGGUAUUCUAGUCUCACCAAAGGGAAGACAUUAGGUAGUCUCUGCCAGAAAAAAUCUUUGUGAAAGAUAUUAAAAGUUGUCACAUUUGCACGUAGUUCGGUCUCCUCUUAACGGCUGUUCCCUAGUGCCUCUUGCUCUAGAAGAAGAGGUUUUUAUUUUGAAGAAUUCUGGCAUUCUCCUGCAUGGUCCCCAAGAUCCCUCCAUCUCAACUGCGAGCAGAAAGGUGAUAAGUGUUGAAUGUGGUAUGUGCUUUGUGACCGUCAAAAUCUAGAUUGUGGCCUUGACCUUGCCAAAUAAGAGGAUUAAGAAUCUGUGAAGGAAUCUGAGCAAAAGGGUCCAGAGGCAAUUAAACAGAGAACUCCAAACUUAAUCCAUGCAGGAUGUUAGGUGGCAGGAAGACCAUAGCUUUUGAAUGCUACCAAUCUGUAGCAGUCAAAACCUUAGUUUUGAACUAAUUCAUUAGACGUGCAUUUCAUUUAGUUCCUUGUGUUAUGGUUUAUUUGUGUUUUAGAUAUAGCUACUUUGUGGUCAUUCCUUUCUAUUUGUGUGGUGAUUUAUGGCUUUUGUUUCAGAAUAUUCAUUUUCCAAGAGUACCGUUAACAGGCAACAACAACAACAAAAUGUUUAAAUAAAUUAUUCACCUGGAAAAUUCUGGUAGUUUUUUAAAACAUAAAUGAGGUGAUGUAAGUUAAAUGAUUAGGUGCAAUCAUUAGGGAAAAACUGAUUAAAUUACUCUAAAUCUCCAAAAGAAUGAGUUGCAUGAUGCUGUAUUUUCCUGUUGAAGACAGCUAGCCAUUUUUAGCAGCAUCCUUUUAUCAUAGAGGUGCUACAGAUGAUUUCUUUGGGAGGGAAGUUUUUUCUUUUUAAGCCUGCGCUGGAUGUGAAAUGGACAAUUUGCUUUCACAGGUGAUACAGUUACUGGGAAGCAAAAUUUAAGCAGGUCAGUAGAAGGAUUCUAAUGUUCUGAAAAAGGUUUGUUUUAAGGAAGCACCUAUAUUAUGAUCUCAAUGUGAAGAGUUGGUGGUUAUCUACUCCUUAAAAGUUCUAAGUGUACUUUGUGUGUUAAAGCUGUCCACCAAAUUCAAAUAAUGCUUUCUAUUUCUUUUAUAUUUCUGUCUUUCUGGGAAUGAGGAUAAGUACUAGAAUUCUAGUGCUAAUAUUCAUAGUAAUUCGUGCUGAUAACAGACUGGUGAGUCCUCUGUGUGUUCUUUCUAGAAAAAUUCGCCAGGCAGACUUGUUCUGAAGCCCAUGUUGGUUAGGGCAGAAGUGCCAUAAGUUGUGCUGGGAGUAUUUGGCUGUAUUGGAAGAGCUCACAGGCAGUCAGUGCUGUUUACACCACGUUCCCAUCUGUCCUUGCUAGGGUGUAUAUCCUUCACCUGCUGUCUUUCAGCCAGAGAUGGCGAUUACUUUCUGCAGCCCCCAGCUGAAUUCACAUAGGUCCAUAAGCGGCAGAAAGGCUGGAGUGGGGCCUUGUGGAGUACCUAGGAGCACACCUAAAUGUACACUCUCUACUUGUGGGUGCUUCGGUUUGCCAACUGCUUCUGAGCAGGCAAACAUGAGAUAUGAUGUAUUAUCAUUGUGCCACUGGAAGUAUACCCUUUUCAAGUAGAUAUUUUUUUUAUUGUUUUCGACCACAGAGUUUGUUCUUCCUACCUUAUGUUUGUUAUUAAAUACCAAAUGCAGGGUGUAGGAGACACUGACUUGCUUAGUUGGCAGAAAAUGCAGAAGUAUUUGGUGCUGGAGUGCUGUGUGAUGUUGUGGCUGGCCUCUGAAGCGUAAUAAAUGCAAGAGCCAAGCCACUUUGGAGGUAUGAAGAGUCAAAGAAGCAUUAGAGUAAUUUAAAAAAUGUAAACUGUGGGUAAAAUCUAACAACAUCAUUUCUUUAAAGUUUUUUGUUAUUUACCAGACUUCCCUCCUGAAAACCUCCUACCCUAGAAUGAGAUGCAGAUUGCAGAGCAGGAGGAAGAUUGGUUUCUGACUGGAGACACUUUGUUUGAACAGAUAGAGCUUCAAUUUUAUCUCUGAUGUGACUUCAGACCACUGUGGUUGUGUCUAUACGAGUGUGUUUCUGGAUGUAUUUUUGGGUAUCCUGUGGGACCCUCUCCUGAUAUGUGACCUACAGCAAGCUACCCUGAAUCGUACGAUGACAAUGUUAUCACUGCCACAUCUCUGGAAACCAGUUAUUCAUAAAUAUAUGGACUAUUUACUUAAGAAGCUGAGAGUGAGCUAGAAACAUUGAUGAAGCCUCUAUUCUGUGAGGUGGAGGAGAGUGUGGACAGCCAUAUUUGCUGGAGUGGUGAACCAAAUUGCCUUGACUGGAACCAUUAUUCACGUGUACCUUUGAACGCAAUAGACAGGUGGAGGAGAGUGUGGACAGCCAUAUUUGCUGGAGUGGUGAACCAAAUUGCCUUGACUGGAACCAUUAUUCACGUGUACCUUUGAACGCAAUAGACAGGAAAUCUGAAGAUAGUCAUGCCUAUUAGAUGCCUACAAGAUGCAGAUAGCUGUGUCACCAUGGAAGAGAUGAAGAGAAUUUUGCUCUAGUAGAUCACAAAUAUCUGUGUCAUUCUGCAUCUCAGUGUUUAAUAACAAUGGAAAAUGUCCAAAUGCUAUAAUAAGCCUUUGCAAAUGUGUAAUAAACUGUUAAGAAAGUUUAUGCCGUGAACAGGACUGUAUAAUAAUCACAUUAGUAUACAGACACAAAUCUAAUGCCUAUAGACUACUGCGUAGAAAGUUCCAAAGAGAAAGAAAAAUCUGUGAACUUGCAACAGCUCUGGAAAAAUGGGAGCAACAAAACUUUAAAAAGCACAGCUUUGGACACACUCCAUGAGUCUGCACAGCUUUCAAGUGAACUAGCACUUAAGACCUUGUGUAACAAAAUGGACUCUGGGGACACAGCUAUAGGGCAAAAAGCUACCUCAGGGUCUGGAGAAACUGCUAAAGUACCAAGUAGAUGGAGGCAAGAACAUUCAGCUGUUAUUAAGAUGAGCACUUUUGGCAAUCAAGAAAUACAGAGGCAACCACAAAUAGAUCACGAGCAAAUUGGAAACACAGCAUCAGCACAACUUUUUAGUUCUGGGAAACUGGUAUCAUCGAAUGAAGCUGCACAGCAAGUCACGGAGAAGCAAUAUCCACAGCAUCGUCCAACUCCUUACUCAUGUCAACAUUCACUUUCUUUCCCGCAGCAUUCAUUGCCACAAGGUUUCUUGCACAACAUAAAGCCACAUCAGAGCUUGGAAGGCCCUCCAUGGCAGUUUCCUAGCCACUUGCAAUCAGUUGCCUCAGAGGACUUAUUUCCUUUUCAUAUGCAUAGCCAUAGUGGAGGUUUCUCCAGGAAGAAGAUUUCAAGUUUGAACCCUGCAUACAGCCAAUAUUCACAGAAAUCUUUGGAACAAUCAGAAGAUGCUCACAAGAAGGAGCACAAACCCAAAAAACCUGGCAAGUACAUUUGUCCUUACUGUAACAGGGCUUGUGCCAAACCUAGUGUACUUAAAAAGCAUAUUAGGUCUCAUACUGGGGAGCGACCAUACCCUUGUGUUCCUUGUGGUUUCUCCUUCAAGACAAAGAGCAACCUCUACAAGCACAGAAAGUCACAUGCCCAUGCAAUUAAAGCAGGGCUGGUACCUUUCACAGAGUCAGCAGUCUCUAAAUUGGAUCUAGAUGCCAGUUACAUUGAUGUGGAAGCUGAAAUACAUUCAGAUGGGGAGCAGAGCACAGACACUGAUGAGGAGACCUCACUCCUAAUGGAAGGAUCUGAAAAAAUGAGCCCUGUCCCACAGCUCCCCCUGGACAUUGCUAGUAGGAGCAGUUUUCACUCCUCCAUGGAAGAGUCCUUGGUGGGGCCAAUGAAAGUACCCAUUUUGAUUAUCCCUAAGAGUGGAAUUCAGUUACCCAGUGAGAGUUCACCCUAUAUUGGCCCUGAUAUGUUGCAAAACCCAUCCUUAAGUACUAAGGCUGAUGACUCUCACACAGUUAAACAGCGACUUGCACUAAGACUGUCAGAGAAAAAAGGGCAAGAUUCUGAGCAGUCAUUAAACCUCCUUAGCCCACAUAGUAAAGGAAGCACUGACUCGGGUUACUUUUCCCGCUCAGAAAGUGCUGAGCAGCAAAUAAGCCCACCAAAUACCAAUGCAAAGUCUUAUGAAGAGAUCAUCUUUGGGAAGUUUUAUAGGAUUAAUCAAAGAACAGCACUAACAGUAGCCACAGCAAAUCAGGAACAUAGUUUAAUAGGUAGAAAGGGCAAAGUAGAGCCGUUACCUCUCUUAAAUAACAGAUUGGAUAUUAAGAUGCUUGAGGAACAUAUUUCUCAUCUGACUCCAAAUAAAGAAGAGCUCAUUGACUCCAGUAAUUUGAGCACUGUUAAAUCUACACAAGUUUAUCCAGGCAGAAAUACAGAAUCUAGACAAUCCCAGAACACCACAUCACCCAUCAAAAGUGAAACCAGCCUGUACCAAGCCAGUCAGCAGGGUGAGGUUCCCAUCCUUCUCGAACCCCCAGUAGAUUCUUCUCCUCUUAUUAGAAGUAACUCCAUGCCAACCUCUUCUGCAAACAGCUUAAGUAUUCCCCCAUCUCUGAGAGGAAGCCAUUCAUUUGAUGAGAAGAUGACUGGCUCUGAUGAUGUAUUUUACCCUGGCACAGUGGGAAUAUCCCACCAAAGGAUGUUGAGAAGACAGGCUGCCUUUGAACUGCCCUCUGUGCAGGAGGGGCACUCAGAUUCGGACUACCAUGGAAGACCAGGGAAGAAUAUAAUUAUUGCUUCCGGUAGACAAAUAGCAGGUGACAAAGGACCAUCCUCAAAAGAGAAGAAAGUGGGAGACAAGACCUUCUAUGACUAUGACGCCAGUGGAAAGCACUACAGGAAAUGGGAAGACUUUGAAGCUCAGAAGCAAAACUACAGAGACUCACCAACCUUAGGUGGAAUAAACAAGGGAGGAGAGUACUUCACUGAUCCACUUGGACAAUCUCAGGCGAUGCCAUCCAUGCUUGGGACUUUCGAAAACAGAAAGCGCAGGAAAGAGGAGAGUGUUGGAGAUGAGGAGGACAGUCCCAUGCUUUGCAGCAGUACGACUAGCAUCACUGCAGGAAUUCAGCCUUUGGACUUUGAUCCCAAAUCCCAAAUUCAGGAUGUGCCAAGGAGUGGAUUUUCCCUUCAAGGUCUGGACAAUUCUGCCCAUUGCCAUGCAGAACGUUUUGACGUGUGCAGGCCUUACCUGCAGUCUGGAAGUCCAGCAGCUUCUCUGGAAGACUCAACCUUAUCUGCAGAGCAAGAAAAGGGUGCAGAAUCACUGACUAGAAAGCCCCCUGGAAAUGUCAUUUCCGUCAUUCAGCACACAAAUUCAUUGAGCAGGCCAAACUCAUUUGAAAGGUCUGAAUCUACAGAACUUACUGCAUGCCAGCAGGAUAAGAUCUAUUCACCAUCUGAAACAUGUGAGAAUGAGAUUUGUGAGUCCCCAAUGAGCCCAGACCGAGCUCCACAAACAGAAAAUACUGACACCAAUAAGCCGUCUCCAUCCCAGCAGCCUCAGUCAUAUCAUAUGCAGCCCAGGUUGGUUCGCCAGCACAACAUACAGGUACCUGAAAUUCGUGUCACAGAGGAGCCAGAUAAGCCUGAGAAAGAUAAAGAAGUGCAGAACAAAGAGCAGGAGAGACCAACUGAAGAAUUCCAGUGGCCUCAGAGAAGUGAAACCCUUUCUCAACUGCCAGCUGAAAAGCUCCCACCCAAAAAGAAGCGUUUACGACUGGCUGACAUGGAGCACUCUUCUGGAGAUUCCAGUUUUGAGUCCACAGGUACAAGCCUUUCUCGCAGCCCUAGCCAGGAAAGUAAUUUGUCUCACAGUUCAAGUUUUUCAAUGUCCUUUGAGAGAGAUGAAAAUGUGAAGUUCAUCACACCUCCCAAACAAGAUGAGUUUGGAAAACAGUCUGAGUUUUUAACAGUUCCAGCUGGUGCUUACUCACUUUCCGUCCCUGGGCAUCACCAUCAGAGGGAAAUGAGACGUUGCUCAUCUGAACAGAUGCCCUGUCCUCACGCUGCUGAAAUCCCUGAGAUUCGAAGUAAAUCCUUUGAUUAUGGGAACCUAUCUCAUGCCUCUUCAUCUGGGACACCAACUACUGCACUAUCUCCAUCACGAGAAAGGAAGAAAUGCUUCUUGGUUCGCCAGGCUUCCUUUAGUGGUUUUCCAGAGAUUUCCCAGACUGAUCAGAGCACAGAACAAAGUAUAAAGCAGGAGCAGAUGGAACAUGCACAGGCUGGUCUUCGCUCUUCCCAGCUUGCCUGGCAUCACUCGCCUUCCUCUGUACUUCAGCCCAUUCAGGUAGAUGACUCUGGAAAACAGUCUGUUGGCUCUUGUGCUCAGCUUGCUAAUAGCUCAUCCCACCUUGCCCAACAGCAGGCUCUUCUUGCAGAUGGUCCGGAAAUGUUAAGGACUCCAUUGAUCCAACAAGCACCUUAUAUUUCUAACAAACAUCCAUCAGAGCAACAGCAGCUAUUUGCACAUCAGGAAAAUGUCCCAUUUCCCUCUAUUCAUAGCACCUUUUUUCAGUUCCCAUAUCCAACUGUCUGCAUGGUUCAUUUACCACCAUCUCAGCAGCCAGUCUUGUGGCAGUCAUGCACAGAGCCUCUACACUUCCAGCAUCAUUUUGUACAACAGCUGCAGAAAUCUUAUGUCAAACAACCUUUCCAAACAGACAUUCCUCCAAGUUAUCACCUGGAACAUGCUCCAGAGCUUAUUGGAAAGAAACCAGCUGAUUAUGUGCAUGCUAAAGAGCAAGCAUACCAGCAUUACUCAGGAACAUCUGGGCAGUAUUCAAAACUUACUCUUGCUAAGUACCAGUCGGACCAUAGCAUUAAACCAACAGAUACCUCCUCUGAACAGCAUCUUCAGACAGAUUUUGACUCCCCAGAUGAUGGAUCUGUACAACCUUUGCCAGGAACAGUUGUUCCUGUCAGGAUUCAAACCCAUGUUCCGUCUUAUGGUAGUGUCAUGUACACAAGCAUUUCCCAGAUCCUUGGACAGAGCAACAGUCCUGCAAUUGUAAUUUGUAAAGUUGAUGAGACUGUUUCUCAAAGAACAUUGGUAACCAGUGCAACAAUGCAUGGAAUUGGAUUUAACAUAGCUCAGAUGUUAGGUCAACAUGGAGGGCUAGAAAAAUAUCCUUUGUGGAAAGUGCCACAGACACUAUCACUUGGACUGGAGCCCUCAAUUCCUCUCUGUUUGACUUCCAGUUCUGACAUGGCUUCUACCCUGGGAGGAAGCAAACGAAUGCUUUCACCUGCCAGCAGCUUGGAGCUCUUCAUGGAGACAAAGCAACAGAAACGAGUCAAAGAAGAAAAAAUGUAUGGGCAGAUAGUUGAAGAGCUAAGUGCAGUUGAGUUAACUAACUCAGAUAUAAAGAAAGAUUUUCCAAGAAUGCAGAAGCCUCAACUAGUAAGGCAGAGCUGUGCUACUGAGCCAAAAGAAAGUCUGCCAUCUGUGUCAUCCUCUUCACCACUGUCGUCCUCUUCAUCUCAAGAUUUCCCACUUGUCAGCGUGCCAACAGCUGAUGCUUUCCCACUAAGCAGGGAGAAACUUUCUAGUUUUGAUUCCACAUCACCAGGACAGAAAUCCAGUGGCCCUUCUGAAGGAAGAGAAUCUCCAGAAGAACUGGAUGUUGAUGAAACAGCCUCAGAUAUGAGCAUGAGUCCACAGAGGUCUUCAUUGCCACCAGGAGAAAUUCAGCCAGAAGACCAACUGAAACAUCCAAAACUGCCUCUUGGGAUGCUAGUCCAGAUGACAUCCAGUACUAGUGGGAAAGUCACGGGCUCAACAAUUCUCCUGACAGAUGUAGCAGAUUUUCAGCAGAUCCUUCAGUUCCCGAGUCUGCGCACUACUACUACUGUGAGCUGGUGUUUCUUAAACUAUACAAAACCCAAUUAUAUUCAGCAACCAACCCUCAAAUCUUCUGUUUACGCUUCAUGGUGUAUAAGUUCAUGUAACCCAAAUCCAUCUGGGCUAAGUACAAAGACCACUUUAGCACUUUUAAGGUCCAAGCAAAAAAACACCACGGAAAUCUACACCCUGGCUGCUAUGCAUAGACCCGGAGCUGGUAAACUGACAUCAUCAAGUGCAUGGAAGCAACUUGCUCAGAUGAAACAUGAGCCAUUCUUCUUGUUUGGCAGCAAGCUUGAAAAGAAAGUAGUGGGGAAUAUUAUAAAAGAAAGAGUAAAAGGAGACAUUCAUGGAGAUAAAGACAUUACGUCCAAACAAACUGAGCCGAUACGAAUUAAAAUCUUUGAAGGAGGGUAUAAAUCAAAUGAGGAUUAUGUCUAUGUCAGAGGUCGUGGCCGAGGAAAGUACAUUUGUGAAGAAUGUGGAAUUCGCUGCAAAAAGCCAAGCAUGCUCAAAAAACAUAUCCGCACUCAUACUGACGUCCGGCCUUACGUAUGCAAGUUGUGCAAUUUUGCCUUCAAAACUAAAGGAAAUCUGACAAAACAUAUGAAGUCUAAAGCACACAUGAAAAAAUGCCUGGAGCUUGGAGUAUCAAUGACAUCUGUAGAUGAUGCUGAAACUGAAGAAGCAGAAAACAUGGAGGACAUGCAGCAGGAAGCAGAGAAGAGUAGCAACCUGGCAGGCCUGUCAGCAGAGCAUCAGUUUUCUGAUGCAGAGGAGUCAGAUGGUGAAGAUGGCGAUGACAAUGAUGAAGAUGAUGAAGAUGAGGAUGACUUUGAUGAUACUCAGGGAGACUCAACACCAAAAACCAGAUCAAGGAGCACCAGCCCACAGCCCCCUCAGUUCUCCUCCCUGUCGGUGAACUCAGCUGGGGCGUCACAGGGGGCUUCCCCUGAGGGCUCCCUUUCUGUGGGACACUCCUCCCUCAUCAGUUACUUGGUCACUUUACCUAGCAUUCAGGUUACUCAGCUUGUAACAUCAAGCGACUCCUGUGAAGACUCACAGAUGACAGAAUAUCAGAGGUUUUUCCAGAGUAAGAGCACCGAUUCAGAGCCCGACAAAGACAGGUUAGACAUACCUAGCUGCAUGGAUGAGGACUGCGUGCUUUCAAUGGACCCCAAUGCAUCUCCAAGGGACUUCUCACCUUCCAGUCAGCAGUCGUCCCCUGGCUAUGAUUCUUCACCAUAUAGAGAUAACUCGCCAAAGAGGUAUUUAAUGCCAAAAGGAGAUUUGUCACCCAGAAGGCAUUUGUCACCCCGGAGAGAUAUUUCACCCAUGAGGCACCUUUCUCCACGGAAGGAGGCUGUGCUGAGGAGAGAGUUAUCACCAAGACGGGACGUUUCACCAAGACGUCACCUAUCACCGAGGAGACCAAUGUCACCAGGGAAAGAUGUGUCUGUUAGAAGAGAUUUGUCUCCUCGGCGAGAGAGGAGAUACAUGGCCUCGGUUAGAGCGACAUCUCCCAGGAGGGGCUUAUACCAUAAUCCAGCAUUGUCUAUGGGUCAAUAUUUGCAGUCUGAAUCUAUUCCAGUGGGGCAUUCACGGAAGGGGUUGUCUCAGGGGCCUUACUUUGGCUUGUAUGGAGAAAAAGGAGCUAUGGAGCAUCACAGGCCUAGCCUGUUCCCUGAAGGUCCGAGUGACUAUGUCUUCAGCCACCUUCCACUACACUCCCAGCAGCAGAUCCGAGCACCCAUCCCCAUGAUGCCAAUUGGGGGCAUCCAGAUGGUCCACUCUGUACCUGCUGCCCUUUCAGGUUUACAUCCUCCGUCCACUCUGGCCCUGCAGAGGGAGGGCUCUGAGGAGAAGCAAAGAGGACCGACAGAAACCCUCACUCAAGAGUCACGUGGUGUUCCCAAGCACCAUGAGAAGCGUACCUCUCCGCACAGCUUGCACCCCACCGCUCCCUCCAGCACGUCCUCCUCCCCGUUGCUGUUGCUGACACAGAGCACUUCUGAGGACAGUGUAAUAGCGACAGAGAGGGAGCAGGAGGAGAACAUACAGACUUGUACGAAAGCCAUAGCCUCUCUGCGAAUCGCCACAGAAGAUGCUGCUCUGCAUGGGACGGAGCAGCCGCAGAGGCCUUCUGAGCCUCACCAGAAACCCUCAGAAAGUGCACAUUUUAGCAUUAAACACUUUAGUGGAUCUGAGCCGGGCCAGGCCUGUGCCUCAACCACCCAUCCUGACUUGCACGGUGGUGAACAGGACAGUUUUGGUACAUCACAGACUGCACUAGCCCAUCCCACCUUUUACAACAAGAGCUUUGUGGACAUCCGACAGCUGGGCUUUCACAGCAGGAGCGAGCCCCCAUCAAGCACACAUGAGAGAAAAGAUCUGCCAUCUGAGAAGAGCAAGCCACAUUGA
Messenger RNA from Numida meleagris (helmeted guineafowl), 12105 nucleotides. It is a transcript of the gene HIVEP2, whose product is annotated as human immunodeficiency virus type I enhancer binding protein 2. Bases 4528 to 12105 code for a protein of 2525 amino acids. The record is from RefSeq and is a predicted model, not a curated record. The transcript has 12 exons. Gene Ontology annotation, biological process: regulation of transcription by RNA polymerase II. NCBI's taxonomy places the organism in Eukaryota, Metazoa, Chordata, Aves, Galliformes, Numididae. Gene Ontology annotation, cellular component: nucleus. Gene Ontology annotation, molecular function: RNA polymerase II cis-regulatory region sequence-specific DNA binding; DNA-binding transcription factor activity, RNA polymerase II-specific.